Varroa destructor (honeybee mite) is the source of this 2659-nucleotide messenger RNA. It is a transcript of the gene Fkbp39, whose product is annotated as FK506-binding protein 39kD. Gene Ontology annotation, cellular component: nucleolus; chromatin. Gene Ontology annotation, molecular function: peptidyl-prolyl cis-trans isomerase activity. Lineage: Eukaryota; Metazoa; Arthropoda; Arachnida; Mesostigmata; Varroidae. The record is from RefSeq and is a predicted model, not a curated record.
CUGGUAAAAAGACUGUCAAGGAAUAACUCCGUUAGGGAAGUUCGCAGGCCAGCGAAAAAAUCCCACACAUGCCAGUUCUUGCUAUUGGUGUGUCCUGUGCGCGGGCAAUCGACUGCGCCACCGGUAAACACUGGCAUUAAAAGCCAACGUGCAAGUAGCUUCUGCGUCACCGGUGUUACAAACGAACUCCGCCAAACCUUGUCAUUUUAGUUGAUGUUUUGCCAGUGUUAACCAGUGACAAGGCUAGAAAAACCUCACCAAGAUGUUUUGGGGACUUCAGCUCGAGCCGACACUUCGUUACAGCCAACAGGUGCCUAAAAGCUUUCGUAUCACGAAGGCGACCCUCGAUGGCGGAAUCGAGUCCGGCACAACUAAGUCGAUUAGUACUGGCCAGGGCAUCGUGCAGGUGUUUAUUGAGAAGGAUGGCAACGAAUAUCCGAUUGCAACGCUGAGGCCAGGUCACGUGUACGACUGUCCGCUUGAUCUUCGUUUCACCGAUGGUGAGGACAUCUGCUUCUUUGUGAAGGGUGACGGAAUUGUGUACCUAACCGGGCACGAGCUGUUCGACGAGGGUGAUGACGAUGAACAGUUUUACCCCCUAGGCGAAUCCGAUGAUUCUGACGAUGUAGAGGCGAAUUACUCAGACGAAGAUUCUUCCGACAAUGAAGCAGACGUCGAGGAUAUAACUGAUAAACCAGAUUUGUAUAAUAAAGAGACUGCAUCCGGUGGAAGUAUUGCCCCUAACUUUGUGCGAGAAAAUGGCGCGUCGAAGGUGACUGUUAAUGAAGAUGAUGUUGAAGACGAUGAUGAUGAAGACGACGAUGAGUUCGAGGAGGAGCUCGACGAAGACUCUAGCGACGACAACGACGGCGAAGAAGACAAUGAUCUCGACGAGGACGAUGUUGAUGAUGAGGAGGAGGAGGAGGAGGAGAUCGUGGUGAAGCCAGGACAGAAGAGGCCAGCCGGACUUGUCAAUGGAGCGACUCCUGAGUCGAAGAAAGCGAAAACGCUGGCUAAAGAGACUCCGAGCGGCAAGAAUAAUGGCCAGGCUACACCUAACAAGCUUGAGAAACAGCCUAAAACGCCUAAGACAGAUAAAACACCGAAGGCCGAGAAGACGCCCAAGCAUGAAAAAACGCCAAAGUCUAAUAAGACCCCUAAGCCUGACAAAGACCAAAGCCAGGAUGAUAAAGUGAAGACUCCAGGUAACAGCGAACACAUCUCAUCGAAGGAGGUCAAGGUGGAGGAUAUUCGACCAGGCAGUGGGCCCAUAGCCAAACGUGGGAAAAUGGUAUACGUCUAUUAUACUGGAACGCUGAUGAACGGCAAGAAAUUCGACUCAUGUACGAGUGGUAAGCCUUUUUCGUUCAAGCUCGGUACGGGUUCGGUCAUCCAAGGAUGGGACCAAGGCAUUGAAGGCAUGAAGGUCGGUGGAAAAAGGCGUCUUGUGAUACCUCCACGUUUGGCCUAUGGAAAACAGGGAACUGGCCCUAUUCCGCCCAAUGCCACGUUGCGGUUCGACGUUGAACUCAAGGCUGUUAAUUAGGCUGUGGUUGGUUCUUCAUCAAAGCUUUCAUGAUGAUCUUAACAAACAACAGUCAUUCCUUGCAUCUCGUCACUAUUGCCCAAUAUUGCUCGAAAUACAUACAUAUAAAUAGCUUGUGUGGCUGGCGUGGGUGUUUCGCAGGACAGAAGUACAGAUAAACACAACACAGUAUGCAUACAUAUACGCGUAUCGUAAUUGACCACCGCCGGAGGGAUUUAACAACGAUUCAUUUUGUUGCUUUCUUUCAGCGUAGAGCUGAGAGGUUUGCAAUUGGCUGUUGUGGCUGCAACGGUACCAGCAGCCCAUUAUAGCCCACCUUAUUCCAUCCCACGUGGUUUUUCAUGCGACCAAUUUGACUUUAUUAUAUUCUCUCCAACUAUUUGCUAUCGGGCAUUUGGCGCUCCAUGAGUGAACAAGCAUAUGAAUUGCACAUUGUUAAUGGUGUGAGAAGAGAAGUGCAUAAAGAGAUGAUAUUGAGGUUCGAAUGAUUUCUCAGGUGAAGCAAGGAAGAGGGAUACAAUGUUCAUUUUGUAUCACCUCACAUCCAGUUGUAAUUGAGUGCUGUACACUGGCAGAGGCGGUUGUACAUAAUAACAGUAAUAAUAAUGAUAAUUAAUACGAAUAUAAUGAGAAUAAAGUGUACUAACUUGUAUCCGCCGCUUACGGUUGACGUACGAUCUUUCCAUAUGCGAGUGUCCCACGAAUGGUUCAAUAUUAAUUAGUUCAACAGGAAAGAACAAUACCGGCAGGUAUUGUAAACACAAACGAAUAAAGUGUUAAGAACGUUCUCCAAUAUUGUAAUUAUUGUGAAUUAUUAUAUUACAGUGAAUAUAGGCGAUUAGAGGAUCGUUGAAGUUUGUUUAACUUAGCCAGAAGAUCUACUUGUUUGCGGUAAAUUAUGUUCGGAUUUCGUACCCAACUAAGGCAUAUGCUGUAAAUUGGUCUGAACGAUAGUUAUAUGAUGAAACUGUCGUUAAUUAACGUACACUAAAGAAAUAGUUUUGAUAUAUGCGAUCUAUGGAGGCCUUAAAUUAGAUCUAACGUACCAGCCUUUUCCUUUAGCCUUGUUAAGUCAACAAUAAAACUCAAUCAUUUUUUGGGUAUUUGUUUCAA